AAAUGAUUAAACUAAUUCAACGACUUCAAUCAACGGCUACAAUUCCUCAUUUCCUCGUGGCAAAUAUCUGACCGUUCAUUCCCUUAUCGAACUCUUCCCACAAAAUCUUCAUCUCACUAAAGUUGAAUAUUCACUCACACUCAUAAUCUUUCUUUCAUCACCGAUCUCAUCUCAAUUUUCAGGGUUGAUUGAUUGUUAUACUGAUUCGAUAUGUCGACAUCGGAAGAUAACCCGGAAGUGUCGGAGAGGGGUAUUUUCAAGUCUGAGAAAGACAAGGAAGAUGAUAAAGAUGAAAAGAAAGAUGGAUUUGUUGAGAAAGUGAAGGAUUUCAUUCAUGACAUUGGUGAGAAAAUUGAGGGAGUUAUUGGAGUCGGGAAACCGACUGCGGAUGUGAAAGGGAUUCACAUUCCCACGGUUAACCUUCAUAAGAUAGAUCUUGUUGUUGAUGUUCUUAUUAAGAACCCUAAUCCGGUUCCAAUCCCUUUGAUUGAUAUCAAUUAUUUGAUUGAGAGUGAUGGAAGGAAGCUUGUUUCCGGUUUGAUACCGGAUGCAGGUACUAUCCAUUCUCAUGGAGAGGAAACUGUGAAGAUUCCUCUUACUUUGAUUUACGAUGAUAUUAAGGAAACAUAUGCUGAUAUUAAACCUGGAAGUAUUAUUCCUUAUUUGAUUAAGGUUGAACUUAUCUUUGAUGUUCCUGUCUUGGGAAGGUUUACGCUACCUUUGGAUAAAACAGGAAAAAUUCCGAUUCCGUAUAAGCCGGACAUUGAUAUUGAUAAGAUUCAGUUCAAAAAGUUUUCGAUGGAAGAGACGGUUGCUAAUCUUCAUUUGAAAUUGGAAAACAUGAAUGAUUUUGAUCUAGGUCUCAAUGCACUUGAUUAUGAGGUUUGGCUUGGCGAUGAUAACAUUGGAGGUGCACAGCUCAGUAAGUCUGCGAAUCUUGAGAAAAACAGAAUAAGUUACAUUGAUGUUCCGAUUACCUUUAGGCCUAAGGAUUUCGGUUCUGCGUUGUGGGAUAUGAUUAGAGGAAAGGGACUCGGUUACACCAUGAAAGGUAACAUUGAUGUUGAUACUCCCUUUGGUGCAAUGAAAUUGCCGAUCAGCAAAGUAGGCGGUACUACUCAUCUUAAGAAAGAUAAGGGUGCUGGAGGUGAUGACGACGAUGAUGACGAGGAAUGAAGAUCUCUCUAGCAACCAGCAAGUGUUACUAGCUGUUAAUUUUAUUUACGGCUUAUAUCCAUUAGAAAGUUAAUAAAGGAGACUUAAGCCUAAAGACUUGUUCUUGAGUUUGAUGAACCUUUAUUUGUAUCGUGUGAGAUCGACGUUUGAAUAAUGCGAUAGUUUCAGUCUGGCAUGCGCUGUUUUACUUAAAGCUGUGUUCUUGUUUGAGUAUUUGAUUGAUGAUUAUGACAAACUUGUGUUACCUUUUGUUGAGAUAAACGAUAGUUUGUCGAA
Molecule: messenger RNA, 1452 nt
Organism: Lathyrus oleraceus (garden pea)
Lineage: Eukaryota; Viridiplantae; Streptophyta; Magnoliopsida; Fabales; Fabaceae
Exons: 3
Coding region: 211-1176 (321 amino acids)
Biological process (GO): response to desiccation
Cellular component (GO): cytosol
Source: RefSeq, a predicted model, not a curated record